Lolium perenne is the source of this 1471-nucleotide messenger RNA. RefSeq lists its product as uncharacterized. The record is from RefSeq and is a predicted model, not a curated record. NCBI's taxonomy places the organism in Eukaryota, Viridiplantae, Streptophyta, Magnoliopsida, Poales, Poaceae.
AUGAGAAUGAGUGGGUGGAGUACUACAAUGGGAAUAAGUGGCUGCAGUUAUUCCACAAAUAAAUCAUCGGUUACACACCUGCUCAUAGGCAGUGCCAUUUGCUCCACCAAGUUUUGUGUAAGGCAAUUAUUUCAUUAUACUCAGCUUCCAAUUCCUAUCGUCCUUGUCUAUUUCGCGCCGCAUGCCUAGAAAAUCACAACGAAGAGAAGACAUUUGUUUGCAAGGUGGGAGAGGUUGCUUUUAUUAACUUCAAAACAUUGCAUUACGACCAUACAAAGAUAAUGAGAUUAAUCUCCGAGAGGGACGAGAAACGACUAGGAACUGGAGAAUUGGAGGCGACUUCUAUGAAACGCUUCGGGUGAAUGUGGUUUGAGACUGGCAAAGCAAGAUCUUGGCAAAUCCCUGUGAACCUUGACACCACAUAAUUGCCCAUCAACUGGAAGAUGACAAUAGUGGAUAGAUGAGCAUGGAUGCCCAUGUCAAUGUUGCAUCCAAGGAUGUCGAGGGAAAGGAAGCAGCGGGCUCGUCCUCAUCAUUGGAGCACAUCGACGAGGACGAUGAUUUCUUCCAAAUCGAGGGUCCGAUUCUCAGUAGCCAAUUCUCCCUGGACGCAGAUAAGUCAGCACCAAUGUCUAGGGACGAGUGCCCGGACCCGAAAAGAAUCCCCUCAUCAGUUUUCGAGAGAUCCAAGUCCGGAACACCGACUGACUGGAGUGUCACAUCAAACGAGUCUCUCUUCAGCAUCAGCGUUGGGAAUACGAGCUUUUCCAAGGAUCAUAAGUUCCUGUACGGGAAGUCAGGUGAGAUGGGGAACCCCAACGACCCGUUGCCGCCACUGCCACCAUUGCCAAAGCAGAGCCCGGUGUCCAGCUCCAGCCUCAUUCAACGAGAGGUUCUACCCACGACAACUGGGGAAGCUAGUUCGAUAGUGAAGCAGAAUGCUCCCACGGAGAAGGGGGGAGCAGACACGGAUUGCAUAAAUACCUCCUCGCACCGAUCGGAUGGAAGCACAACGAGCUUUGCAUUUCCGAUAUUGACAGGCGACGAGAGAUCCAAUGAGAACUUGAAGGACAAUGAUCCUGAGCUUGCUCGACAAAGCACAGCGCAACUGAGUCAUCCAGUAGAGCCGCAUGAUGAGAAGAACGAAACUCCGAAAGCUGCAAUGGAGGCGCCUAAUCCUGAAGAGGCUCCCGUACCAGUAUCAGUAUCGGCACCGACAGAGCCACCACCACCGCCAGCGACGACAAAGAUGUUUCCCUGGUGUUCUUGUUGUCCAUUCUGUUGCUAAGGAACGUGCAAAUCGCCAUCCAUAUGCAUCACCUUGGUUCUUUCCAUAGUAGUAGAAGGUUAUGUCAAUAAUUUGUAGAUGCUCAAAUCAGUAGAAGGCGUAAUACUAUUGUACACACGAAAAUUGUAAACAAUAAUAUCAGAUCAGGAAUUAGGGAUGAGAUUGAUUAUCAUUUACUUGCUC